This is a messenger RNA of Brassica rapa (field mustard), 3591 nucleotides long. Its product is annotated as probable pectinesterase/pectinesterase inhibitor 23. Gene Ontology annotation, biological process: cell wall modification. The record is from RefSeq and is a predicted model, not a curated record. Gene Ontology annotation, molecular function: enzyme inhibitor activity; pectinesterase activity. Lineage: Eukaryota; Viridiplantae; Streptophyta; Magnoliopsida; Brassicales; Brassicaceae.
AGAAACUAUAUGGGCUUUAAGUGGGCCUUAAUUAUCUAUUAUUCAGAUAUUUAUUUCUCUUUCAGUGGGCCUUAACUUAUGUAUGCUUCAAAAUCUUAUUUUAGCAGUAGAAUCAUCAAUUACACUAUCAUAUAAUCUCAAAUUAACUGAAAUGUAUAUGAUAUAGAUGAAUUUUUUUUUACAUAUAACAGUUCUAUAAAGGAGUUCCCCUAGAACAUUCGGAUCUAGAGACAGUUGAAAAGAUUUUUUUCACAUAAUCCACAAUACUAAUUUUAACCAGAAUUUAAUAGUUAAAUUUGCAAUAUUCAGUGAAUGAAAGGUAAAAAUGUAAAACAAAACUUUUAUAUAUUAGCUGAAAAAUAAAUAACAUUACCCCAAUGUAAUAAAUAAUAAUGUUUGCGACUUUCCAUAUAUAGUAUUGUUCUUUUAGUUACAUCACAGAUUCACAAUAAAGCUGUUUUGGCUUUUUUUACUGCAAAGCAGUAUAGUACUCAACCAUGCAUAAGUUUAUACAUGAUCUUCUCAUCUGUUUCAUACUUGUCAAUAAUAAUCCACUGUGAGAUUCCUCUUAUGCCUCCUCGCAGCUGUUUACUUUCUCAUCUCUUAAUCAAUUCCUCGUUCAGCAAUAAAACUAUCUAUCAAAAUCAUAUUUAGCAUAGUUUCACUUUAUCCCACACAUCCAUGCCUCCAAGACCCAUACUAUUCAUAGGUUUAUCAUAAAAGCUGGGAAACCGAACGUUUUAUAUGGAAAUAAUACACAGACUUGUGGAAGCAAAGCUAUAAUAUUCCUAAAGACAGAAAAUGUAACAUAGCCUCAUAUUAUUUCCUUAAAUCCCAAAAAUAGCAACGCAACUCAUGUCUAUAUUAACCCUCCCAUCAAGAUCUUUCUAGCCAUUUGUUCAAACCUUUGUAAAAUUUAAACACCAAAAACCCAUCCCAAAAAAGAACCAUAGCUAGAAGGGGCCUUAUAGCCAGAGUUGCAGGCCCCGUCUGCCCCAUUUCUAACAUGUUAAAAACACAUUAAUUGCCUCUUUCGGCCUUUUGAGUUUUGUGUAUAAAGAAAACCACAAAGAAAUGGCGUUGGAUGAGGACAAGAAACAGAAAUGCCUCGUCGCUGGUAGUGUCUCGGCUGUGCUACUGAUUAUGGUUGUCUCGGUAGCUGUCAUAACAUCUAAAAACUCACCCAAUGAAAAUCAGAUCAGGCAAGCCACCAAAGCCGUUAAAGCAGUUUGUGCACCUACUGACUACAAAGAGAUAUGCCUCAAAAGUAUAAUGGACGCUUCUCCCAACUCCACAGAGCCUCUCGAACUCAUCAAGCUUGCCAUCAACGUCACUAUCGAAUCCAUCAACCAGGGCCUCAAGAAAGCCUCUAUAGAUGUUAAACCCAAGACUGAUGAAGACCCAGAAGCAAAAGAUGCUUUUGAGCUAUGUGAGAAGCUAAUGUUUGACGCUAUUGAUGAUCUUAAAAAAUGUCUUAACCGUGGGUUCUCAGCUGCUCAAAUUGUAGGCUUUGUUGAGGAUCUUCGGGUUUGGCUAAGCGGCGCCAUUGCUUUCCAGCAAACCUGUAUAGAUUCCUUCAAGGAGAUUAAGUCUAAUACUCUUAUGAUUGACAUGCGCAAAAUCUUCAAACCAUCAAAAAGGCUUACCAGCAAUAGCCUCGCCAUGGUUACUGAACUUUCCACCAUUCUCCCAAAUUCCAACACCACAGGACUAACAAAAGCUCUUUCGAAAUACGCCAGAAAGCUUUUGAAUACAGAAGAAGAUGGUAUCCCAACAUGGGUUAGACCAGAGGUACGGAGGCUCAUAGAAGAAGAAGCACCACCAAUAGAAUUAGAACCACAACCACCACCACCACCACCACCAGCGAGAACUGAUGCGGUGGUGGCUCAAGACGGAAGUGGACAGUUCAAGACCAUCGCCGAGGCUCUAAACUUUGUUCCCAAAGACAACAGUCCAUUCAUCAUCUACAUCAAAACGGGUAUAUACAAGGAGCAAAUAAAGAUCACAAAGAAAAUGCCUUACGUCACUAUGAUAGGUGAUGGACAAAACUUGACCAUCAUUACAGGCAGCCUCAACUUCGGCAUCGGAAGAGUCAAGACUUUCCUAACAGCCACAGUCACAAUCGAGGGGGAGCACUUCACAGCGAAGGCCAUCGGGAUCGAGAACACAGCAGGACCAGACGGACGCCAGGCGGUGGCGAUGAGAGUCUCAGCGGACUACGCCGUGUUCUACGAAUGCAAAUUCGACGGUUACCAAGACACUCUAUUCGUCCACUCCCAACGCCAGUUCUACCGCGACUGCACCGUCACGGGAACCAUAGACUUCGUCUUCGGCGACGCCAAGUGCAUCCUCCAAAACUCCGUGAUCGUCUUCAGAAAGCCCAAGAAAGGCCAGACGUGCGUCGUCGCCGCUCAGGGGCGCAGCGACAGGCACGAGUCCACUGGGCUGGUGUUCCAGAACUGCCACAUAACGGGGGAUGAGGAGUACAUGGCGAUGAGACCCGCGAAGAAGUCUUUUCUAGGGAGACCGUGGAAACGGUUCUCGAGGACGAUCAUGCUGAUGUCAGCGCUGGAUGACGUGAUCGAUCCGGACGGGUGGCUUCCCUGGAAAGGUGAGUUUGCGCUGAAGACGCUGUACUUCGCCGAGUAUCUGAGUGGUGGGUUUGGAGCGAAUGAUAGCCUUAGAGUUAAGUGGCCUGGUGUCAAGAAUAUAACGGCUGAAGAUGCGCAGUUAUAUACUGGAGGUAGGUUCUUAGGUGGUGACUCGUGGAUCCCUCACACCCAAGUUCCUUACAUUGCCAACUUGUAGGAGAUUUUUACAAUUUGUACAUGUGUGUGUUUUUUUUUUAAAUGUGUUCUACUGAAACUGUGUUAGAGUGAAGUAGCUAAGUUGAACUGAUUAGUGAAUAGAAAUAAUUAAAUAGUGUAUGAUGUUUAAUUUAUUGAUAGUUUAGUUUACAGUUGCGAGUAUUUAGAAUUUUGAAAAUAUGUGGAUCACUUCUGUUUUGAGAAAUACAUUCAGGCAAAAAUACUUUAACAUUUGAGUUUAGAAUGUAGAAUUAGGUUUAAUAUUUUUGAUUGAAUGUGAUAAUCAAACUUAUGGCAUUUCAAUCAAUUUAUCGUAUAAAUAUUUAUAUAUAAUUUGAUUUGUGUCUUUUAAAUUUUAAUUUGCUUUGUUUAAUGAAUAUUCAAUAUUAAUAUUUUACUUUGAUCCAUAAAAUUUAGGAUAUCUAUAUUUUCUGGAUUAAAUCGAAAUAUCAAAUCAAUUUUGCCAUGAGUAAAAAGAAAUAUAUUCAAUUUUGCCAUAUUUUGUCCACCAUUCGGACAACAGUCUUCAGUUCAGACAUUAAACGUAAUCUUAUUCGAACAUUAGGAUGAUUAUUCAUACAAAUUCACGUUCUCUCUUCUACAGGAUUUAAAUAAAGAGAGACUUUUACAAAGAAACAUGAAUCUUCUUUGUUUUGUUCUCAUCUCAUCUGAAGCAUUAGCAACUCCGGUUUCUCAAUAUACUCUUUCCACUGGCAACAAAACCGAGCCACCGUUGCUCCAUCUAGAACUCUAUGAUCCGCAGCUAUGUUAACCUGUUACCAAA